Molecule: messenger RNA, 5486 nt
Organism: Diabrotica balteata
Lineage: Eukaryota; Metazoa; Arthropoda; Insecta; Coleoptera; Chrysomelidae
Source: the annotation of a GenBank genome assembly
GUUCACUUAGUGAAGAGCAGCAUGUGGUGGUGGCUGCUCCUCGUAGUCACUUUGGUGACGGCCGAAGUCGAUGCCAAACGACCUUCAACAACGACCACAAACCAAGAACCCGUCAUCGAAGAGGUCACUGCCAAGCAACUAGAACGAAUUUUAUCCGAUAAGGACUACGUCGCCGUCUUCUGGUAUGCGCGGAGCUGCACCACAUGCGACAAAGUACUCCAGGAGCUAGAGCAAAUCGACGACGACACCGACUCAUUUGGAGUAGAUUUUGUCAAAAUUAACGACAAACGACUGGCCAAACAAUAUGGCAUCACCAAGUUUCCUGCUCUCACCUACUUUAGGGAAAAAGAACCGAUCAUCUACGAAGGUGACUUGAUGGAUGAAGAACAAGUCCUAGAUUUCCUUACCAGCUUAGAAGCAAUGGACCUACCCGAUCGAAUUGAAGAAGUCAAUGCCAGAAUUUUGGAUAAAAUUGUAGAAGACACUGACUUCGUUGCUGUUUUGUUUUGUCCAGAUGCAGACAAAUGCGAAAAACUGGCAAGCAAUAAACCCGAGUGUAAAAAAUGUUCCAAGGUAUUGCAAGAGCUUGAGAAUAUCGACGACGAAGCAGAUCAAUUGGGCAUCGGUUUUGUUAAAAUUAAUGACGAAAGCUUGGCCGAAGAAUACAACUUGGGUGCGCUUCCUGCUCUUGUAUAUUACAGACACCAAAUUCCAAUUAUCUAUGAAGGUGAACUCACUAGAGAAGAUGACGUAUUAGAAUGGUUGGUACAGCAUAAAAGUACAGGGGAUGAAGAUGAUACUAUCGAAGAUGUGACUCUAAAAACUCUUUCCACUCUUAUAUCUAGUGUGGAUCACUUAGCUGUGCUUUUCUAUGAUCACGGAUCCGAAGAAUCUACCAAAGUUCUCGACGACCUGGAGCACAUCGACGACGAUUGUGACAAAUACGGCAUCCAGUUUGUCAAAAUAGACGACACUAACGCCGUCAAAGAAUACGGAUUGGACUCACUGCCUACGCUUGUAUACUUCGAAAAGGGAAUUCCCAACAUCUACGACGGAGAUCUGGAAGAGGAGUCCGAAAUUCUGGAAUGGUUGGUUGAACAGCUGGAGAAAGACGAAAUUGAGGAUGUCACUGAUGAAAUGUUAGAUAAGUUGAUACAUGAGAGCAAGUUUUUGGCUGUACUAUUUUAUGAUGACGACGACAAAAAAUCACAAAAAGUCCUCAACGAACUUGAAAACAUCGACGAUGAAUGCGACCAGCUUGGCAUCGUUUUCGUGAAAAUUGACAACGAUGACGAAGCUAAGGAAUACGGUAUCGAAAAGAUACCUGCUCUUGUUUACUUCGAACAGGGAAUUCCCACGAUUUACGAAGGAAAUCUCGAGGAUGAAGAGAAAGUUCUCAAAUGGUUGGAACACCAGGUUAAACAUGACGAAAUUGAGGAUGUUACCGACGAAAUGUUGGAUCUGUUGAUCAAGAGAAAGACUCAUGUAGCCGUUUUGUUCUAUGACAAAGGCCAAAAGAAAAGCCAGAAAGUCCUAGCAGAAUUGGAAAACAUCGACGAUGAAUGUGAUACCAACAACAUAGCAUUUGUUAAAAUCGACAAUCCAGAGGAGGCCAAAGAAUACGGUAUCGACACGAUUCCUAGUUUGGUUCUCUUCGAAAAACGUAUUCCCCAUUUGUACGAAGGUGAUUUGACCAAAGAAGAAGAGCUGUUGGGUUGGUUGUUGCACCAGAAAAGGCACAGUGAGAUUCCAGAUGUCACUGAUGAAAUGAUGGAACUGCUGAUCAAUUCUGAGAAAUACCUAGCUGUACUAUUCUAUGAUAAAGACGACAAACAAGACAUAAGAGUAUUGAAUGAGCUAGAAAAUAUCGAUGACGAUCUAGAAAAAGAAGGAAUUACUAUGAUCAGAAUUGAUAACGACGCAGAAGCCAAAGAGUUCGGUAUUGAUCACUUGCCAACUUUGAUCUACUUCGAAGAUAAAAUCCCAUCUUUAUAUGAAGGUGAUCUAAUGAAUGAAGACGAGGUAUUAAAAUGGUUGAUUGAACAGAAACAAACAGCAACUAUCGAGGAAGUCACUGAUGAGAUUCUUGAAGAUCUGAUCCAGGAGCAUGAGUAUGUAGUUGUUUAUUUCAGUGGAAAUUGUGAAGAAGGUCAACAAUGUGAUGAUAUUUUGAAAGAGCUAGAAAACAUCGAUGAUGAGUUGGACGAAACUGGUAUCAUAUUCGUCACUACGGAAGACUUGGUGGUUGCUAAGAAAUAUAACAUCAAAACAUAUCCCAAGCUCGUAUUCUUCAGAAACAAAGAACCUUUGGUGUACACCGGUGAUAUUGAAGAUGAAGAUGAAGUUCUUGCUUGGUUAACCGAUGAGGAUACUUUAGAAAUACCGGACAGAAUUGAGGAAGUAAACUCCAAGAUGCUGGAUAAAAUCCUUGGGGAAAAUGAACAUGUAGUUGUUUACUUUUAUAAAGAAGGCGAUAAGAGGUCUCAAAAGAUCCUACAAGAGCUAGAAAACAUCGACGACGAAUGUGAGGACAAAGACAUAGAUUUCGUGAAAAUCUCAGACGAUGGCAUCCAGAAAGAAUAUGAUCUCCCAUCUCUACCAGCUGUUGUGUUCUAUAGAAAUAGAUUUAGAGAAAUUUACACGGGUGACUUGAUGCACGAAGAGGCUAUUUUGGAUUGGGUCUUGAACCUGAGAGACUCAGAUCCCGACGUUAUCGAAAAUGUGGACAGGAAAACUUUACAGGUACUCAUAAACGACGUUGAACAUCUAGCUGUCUUAUUCUAUAGCGAUGACUGCGAGGACUGCAAACAAAUCCUAGAAGAACUCGAAACCAUCGACGAUGAUACUGACAAACACGACAUACAAUUUGUCAAAUCCAUGGAUGCCAAAUUGGCAUCCGAAAUCGGCAUUUUCAGUUUUCCUGCUUUGGUUUACUAUGAAACUGGGGUUCCAAUCAUGUAUGAUGGAGACCUACUAGACGAAACCGAAGUUUUGGAGUGGAUGAUGGACCAAAAAAACGACCAAAGCAUUGAGGAAAUCAAUAGGGACAAGCUAUUCCACUACAUAGACACGAAGGAGUUCUUGGCUGUUGUGUUCUACAAGGAGGAAGAUCCAGACAGUCCUAGAAUCCUACGACACAUUGAACUGAUCGACGACGAAGCUUCCGAAUACGGCAUAAAAAUUGUCAAAAUGAAAGACAGGCUUAUGGCUAAAAAAUAUGGCUUUAGAGAUCCGCCAGGGAUUACUUACUUCAGGAAAAGUAAGCCGAUCAAUUAUGAUGGUGACAUCGACGACGAGGAAGAAAUACUGGAUUGGUUGAAUGAUCCGGAAAACAUGGAACUCACUGAUCAUAUCGAGAGGGUUAACAGAAAAAUGUUUGAUAAAAUUAGACAGAGGUCCGAUUACGUAGCGGUAUUUUUAUACAGCAGCGACUGCAAGCAAUGCCCCAGAGUCCUGACGGAAGUCGAGCACAUCGACGACGAAGCAGACAGCGCAGGCAUCAACUUCGUGAAAAUCGAAGACAAGAACAUGGCCAAAGAACUAGGCGUGUUUGCCCUUCCAGCCAUUCUGUUUUUCAAAUUAGGCUCCAAGGAACCGGUGAUAUACGCUGGCGAUUUGUUUGACGAGCAGCAGAUCUUGCAGUGGCUGUUGACGCAGAAGGAUCCCUCGGGAGAUGUUAUUGAGGCCUACGAUGGAAGUGAGCUGCUGUUGUUGAUUGAUAAUGAAGAAGCCCUGGCGAUUUAUUUUUGGAACAAGACUUUGUGCGAUAUAUGCGGUGAAGCAGCGGCACAGCGAACCAAGAAGAAGAAAAAUGUUUCUGAAGAUCAAGCCGAGCGUAAUGACGAUGUCAGCGAUGACUGCGAGCAAUGCUUCAAGAUUUUGGAGGAACUGGAGAAUAUCGAUGACGAUUGUGAACGACAUGGUAUAAAGUUUGUUAAGACCCAGGAUCUGAGGAUAGCGGAGCAAUAUGGCGCUACUGAUUAUCCCGUGUUAAUGUACUUUGAGAAUGGAGUUGGAGGAGUUUUUGAAGGUGAUAUUGAGGAAGAAGAAGAAGUCCUGCAAUGGCUAAUUCAACAAAGAACAGAAGACAGGAUCGAGCUCAUCACCCGAAUAAUGUUGGAGAAGAUGGUCGAAGAAACUCAGUACUUAGCUGUGUACUUUUACAAACAAAAUUGCCACAUUUGCGAAGAAAUUCUUGAAGAACUAGAACAAAUUGAUGACGAAUGUGAUGUCUACGGCAUCCAUUUGGUAAGAAUUCAGGAUCCGCAACUGGCAAAGAGGUAUAGUAUCAAGACCUUCCCUGCAUUGGUGUACUUCAGAAAUGGGAACCCUCUACUCUUUGAAGGAGAUUUGCAAAAUGAACAGUCUGUUUUGGAGUGGUUAACGGAUGAUGAUAAUAGGGAGCUAGAGGAUCAGAUUGAGUCAGUCAACGAAAAGAUGUUGGUUCGACUUUUGAACUCUUCACCAUUUUUGGCUGUCUUCUUCUAUGAUGAAGACUGUCCAGAAUGCGACAUGAUACUCGAAAAUCUUGAAGAAAUCGACAACGAAGCCGACCUCUUUGGUAUCGACUUCGUCAAAAUCUGCAGCGUCCAAGCAGCUGCAGAUCAAGGCUUGCACACGCUUCCCGCUCUAAUGUAUUUCCGAAAAAAGAAGCCGAUGGUGUACGAUGGGGACUUAAGUCAAUCUGACCGGGUCCUGGAAUGGUUGACCUCUCAGGACGUCUUCGAAAUUAAGAAUGAGAUUGAAGAAGUGAACAAGAAGAUGUUGGAGAAGUUGUUGGAGGAGAAUGAAUACGUCACAGUGUUUUUCUAUGAAAUAGGUUCUGACGACAGCAAAUCCAUACUGGAGAAGCUGGAAAACAUCGACAGCGAGACCGACAACUUCGACAUAACCUUCGUCAAGAUGGCUGACGCCCGCUACGCCAGAAAAUGGGGCGUGACGCACCUGCCGGCCAUAGUAUACUUCCGCCGCCGUUUUCCAAGCAUAUACAGGGGCGAUCUACAUUCCGAAGCCGACGUUCUGGAGUGGCUGCGCAAGAACCGCUUCCGUCAACCCGAGCUGAACCUCUUCAUGUACGCCCUGAUGGCUAUCAUAGUCGCCUUCUUGAUAUACACGGCGUUUCUGCUGCAAUGCUUUAAAACGCCUACCACCACCGCAGUGGUGGCACAUACGAAACAAAGUUAACUCGUUCAAAGCUGAAGGGCUACGUUUCAAUUUUUGAAUCUGAGUAACUUUUUUUAAAAUUAAGUGUUUAGUUAUUUCGCUGCCCUUCUUCGUGAUGGAUUUUCAAAUCCUGGACCAAUAAGUAACGUAAUCGUCAACAUUACGAAGUGUUCAUCGUUUUUAAAUUUAACUAUUAUUGUUAAUGUGUACAUAUUGUACGAUCAUUCCCGGAGAAAUAAUUAAGAGAAGAAGAGAUCAAUUUUGAAGAUUUAUGUGGGUAAACAUAGGAAUGUAAAUCUUCUUAAUAAAUAUAUAAAGGUUUU